This is a messenger RNA of Sciurus carolinensis (gray squirrel), 2876 nucleotides long. RefSeq names its product FKBP prolyl isomerase 5 (gene Fkbp5). The transcript has 11 exons. Lineage: Eukaryota; Metazoa; Chordata; Mammalia; Rodentia; Sciuridae. Bases 141 to 1568 code for a protein of 475 amino acids. The record is from RefSeq and is a predicted model, not a curated record. Gene Ontology annotation, molecular function: protein binding; peptidyl-prolyl cis-trans isomerase activity.
UGAGCGGGCGGUCAGACCCUCGGAGAACCGGGCGGCGCCAGAGCAGCCACGCCGCGGGCGGGAGUGAAACUUCGCCUUCCGGGACCCGGACGGCCCGAGAAGUCGAGCCCGGCUGAGCGGAGCGCCGGACGCUGCGGGCGAUGGAGCCCCGCUCACCUGGCCAGCCUGGGAGGGGUUUCUACUUACAAAAGACAAUGACUACUGAUGAAGGUGCCAAGAACAAUGGAGAAAACCCAGCAGCCACUGUUGCUGAACAAGGAGAAGAUAUUACCUCCAAAAAAGACAGAGGAGUAUUAAAGAUUGUCAAAAGAGUGGGGAAGAAUGAGGAAACACCAAUGAUUGGUGACAAAGUUUAUGUCCACUACAAAGGAAAACUAUCAAACGGAAAGAAGUUUGAUUCCAGUCAUGAUAGAAAUGAACCAUUUGUUUUUAGUCUUGGCAAAGGCCAAGUUAUCAAGGCGUGGGACAUCGGGGUGGCUACCAUGAAGAAAGGAGAAAUCUGCCAUUUGCUGUGCAAACCAGAGUAUGCAUAUGGCUCAGCAGGCAGCCUCCCUAAAAUUCCCUCGAAUGCUACUCUCUUUUUUGAGAUUGAGCUCCUUGAUUUCAAAGGAGAGGAUUUAUUUGAAGAUGCAGGCAUUAUCAGGAGAAUCAAACGGAAAGGAGAAGGGUAUUCCAAUCCAAAUGAAGGAGCAACUGUAGAAAUCCACCUGGAAGGCUGCUGUGGUGGAAGGAUGUUUGAUUGCAGAGAUGUGGUGUUCACCGUUGGUGAAGGAGAAGACCAUGACAUUCCAAUUGGAAUUGACAAAGCCCUGGAGAAAAUGCAGCGAGAAGAACAAUGUAUUUUGUAUCUUGGACCACGAUAUGGUUUUGGAGAGGCAGGGAAGCCUAAAUUUGGCAUUGAACCUAAUGCUGAGCUUAUAUAUGAAGUUACACUUAAGAGCUUCGAAAAGGCCAAAGAAUCCUGGGAGAUGGACACCAAAGAAAAGCUGGAGCAGGCUGCCAUUGUCAAAGAGAAGGGAACAGUGUACUUCAAGGGAGGCAAGUACAUGCAAGCAGUGAUUCAGUACGGGAAAAUAGUAUCCUGGUUAGACAUGGAAUAUGGUCUAUCAGAAAAGGAAUCAAAAGCUUCUGAGUCGUUUCUGCUCGCUGCCUUUCUGAACCUGGCCAUGUGCUACCUGAAACUUCGAGAAUACGCCAAAGCUGUGGAGUGCUGUGACAAGGCCCUUGGACUGGACAGUGCCAAUGAGAAAGGCUUGUACAGGAGGGGUGAAGCCCAGCUGCUCAUGAACGAGUUUGAGUCAGCAAAGGGUGACUUUGAGAAAGUGUUGGAAGUAAAUCCCCAGAAUAAGGCUGCCAGGCUGCAGAUCUCCAUGUGCCAGAAAAAGGCGAAGGAGCACAACGAGCGGGACCGUAGGAUAUAUGCCAACAUGUUCAAGAAGUUCGCAGAGCAGGAUGCAAAGGAAGAGGCCAGUAAAGCAAUGAACAAGAAGACUUUAGAGGGGGUCGCCAAUGAAAAAGGAACAGAAAGUCAAGCAAUGGAAGAAGAGAAACCCGAAGGCCACGUAUGACACCACGCCAAGGAGGGAAGAGAGUCCUAAUGAACUCAGCCCCUCCUCAUUGGGCUUUUACCCAACUCAGGACUAAACAGUGUUUAGUGUAAAGUUUGUUAUAGUCUAUGUGAUUCUGGAAGCAAAUGGCAAAACCAGUAGCUUCCCCAAAACAACCACCCUGCUGCUGCCCAGUGGGUUCAUUGAGGGGGUGGCGUGGGACCACUCCAGGUAGAACAGAACAGAGAGGCUGUUGUUGCCGAGAGAUUGAGCCAACAGCUGUCGUUUCAGUUUGUCAACCUUCAUAUCCAUCACAGCGUUCCCGGAGAUAAUCCUAACAAUUUGGGGCUGUGAGAUUUUACAUUUGAACUUUAACAGCAUUGCAGAAACCUUUUUUUAAAAAUAUGCUUAAUCAAUUUCUCCUUUCUUACAGGUGGGUAGGGCGAGGGAAGGAGAGUGAGGUGGUUUUGUUUUUUAAAUGGCUGAUGUGCUGUGAAUGCAACCUACCGCGUUUUUAACCAACAGAACCCAAAGGCAAGAGGUAUGGAGCCCCUUCAGUUCCACAGCAGCAUCGCAGACCUGAAAGCCAGACCCUCAGAGGCCAUUUGCUUGCUGACUUUGCUGCUUCCCAAGCUCCCUUCUCCCUUCUUGGGGAGAGUGGCUUUCUGCCACACCCAGCCUGCCCCUGGAGGAGUAAUUCUGUCAUUCAUUCCGAGAACACCCUUCAGCAAUGAUAAUGAGCAGACAGAAGCUUCUGGAUUCACCUUCCCUGAUUUGGAUGAAGUUUUGAGUUGCUGAAAUGUGAAAAGAGCCAUCAAAAUUGUGCUUUUUUUUCCCCCUCCCCUAUUCCUUUAAGGAAAUGUUAGUUAAUAAUGUUAGUACGUAGUACUUCCUGCAGCAUUGCUAUCAGUCAGCUUCUUGUUCCCUUUCAAAGCCUUGUCAUUAAGAAUUUAAGACUUGUAAUAGCUUGACCUGGAGUGGAUUUAUUUACAUAUCCAUUCAGUAUAAUGCAGCUUUUUGUCUUUUUUUUUAAUUGCUCAUAAACAUAUGUAUACUGGCUUAUGGAACUUUACACUCCUCUAUCAUGGGAAAAAAAAAAAGUUGACUUUUUACUACUUAGUACCUUAAUUCUUAAAAAACAGAAUUUGUGGGGCUGAAAAAGUAAGUAGUUGCUGUUCUACAUUAAGGGUUUCACCUGCAGGUUCACCAGGCUGCACUGGUAGCUGCUUCAUUCUGCUGUGAGCUGUGAGAGUUAAGAACAGCUUCCCGCCAAUAGGUACAUCUAGCCUGAAUCUCCAGUACUUGGGCAUUGAAUUAGAGCAAGUCUUA